AAUGCUGGUUGGGAAAAAAGUUACACACGUCACAACAAAAAGAAAGCCCCCACGCGUACGUAAAUUCAUAAUGGCCAAACAACUGGCCGAUUUGCAGAGCAGCAAGCUUCAAUCCUACCAGAAGCUUGCACUGGGUAUUAUACUUGGUGGCAUACUGCUUUCCCUACCGUCAUUAUGCGGGGGCCAGGGUAAUCCCAGCUUUAAAUACUCGCGCGAAGCGAAUGAAAAUUUUGAUGCCAAGAACGCUCCGCCGGCAGUGCAGCAUCACGAUCAUGAUGAUCAUGAUCAUGAACACCACCAUCAUCAUCCCGAUGAGCACCACGAUCAUGAGCAUGGGCAUCAUCAUCACGGGCAUGAAGAGGCCCACGUCCACCACACCAAAACGAAGCCGGCACUUGACAUGAGCACCAUAUGGUUGCAUUCAAUUGGCUCCACGUUGCUUAUCAGUGCCGCGCCUUUUGUAUUGCUCUACAUCAUACCCCUUGAUAACAGCGAUGCGAUGAAACCCCGUUUAAAGGUUCUGCUGGCCUUUGCAUCCGGCGGGCUAUUGGGCGAUGCCUUCCUGCACUUGAUACCGCAUGCAACGCAUCCGCAUAGUCACGGAGAGCACGACCACGAUCAUGGUCAUGGUCACGGUCAUGGACAUGGACACGAUCAUCAUCAUGAAGGCGAGGCCCAUGGACACAGCCAUGACAUGAGCGUCGGUCUGUGGGUUCUGGGCGGAAUUAUCGCCUUUCUGUCGGUGGAGAAACUUGUGCGCAUACUGAAGGGUGGCAGCGGUGGACACGGACACAGCCACGGCGCACCCAAGCCCAAACCUGUUGCUGAGAAGAAAAAACCGACUAAAGAAGGUAACGGUGAUGGCGACAGACAAGGCAAAUCCACCAAAGCCAAGGCAAAGAAACCCGAACCAGAGCCCGAGCCUGAGGGAGAAGUGGAGAUCUCAGGUUACCUGAAUUUAGCGGCAGACUUUGCCCACAACUUCACCGAUGGACUGGCAAUUGGUGCUUCCUAUUUGGCUGGCAACAGCAUCGGCAUAAUCACAACCAUCACCAUUCUGCUGCACGAGGUGCCGCACGAAAUUGGUGACUUUGCCAUACUCAUCAAGUCGGGAUGCUCCCGCAGAAAGGCGAUGAUGCUACAGCUGGUGACGGCGCUGGGAGCCGUGGCAGGCACAGCGCUGGCCCUGAUUGGUGCCAGCAGCGGUGAGGACAACUCCGCCCCUUGGGUGCUGCCCUUCACAGCCGGCGGAUUCAUUUACAUUGCCACAGUGAGCGUGCUGCCAGAGCUGCUUGAGGAGUCGACCAAGCUAAAGCAGUCCCUGAAGGAAAUACUGGCCCUGCUUACCGGCGUGGCGCUGAUGAUUGUUAUAGCCAAGUUUGAAUAGUGUCUUGGAGCGUUACUUAAACAUCCACAUAAUUUCAUAGAGAGAUAGCGAGAGAGAGAGAGUUUUAUAUAUGUAUGCAUUCAAAAUUAUGCUUUACUAUACGAACGUUUGAAUUAGUCAAAAAAUACACUUUACAAGGAGCACCUCAA
Molecule: messenger RNA, 1536 nt
Organism: Drosophila subobscura
Lineage: Eukaryota; Metazoa; Arthropoda; Insecta; Diptera; Drosophilidae
Gene: Catsup
Product: protein catecholamines up
Exons: 2
Coding region: 2-1387 (461 amino acids)
Biological process (GO): zinc ion transmembrane transport; intracellular zinc ion homeostasis
Cellular component (GO): membrane
Molecular function (GO): zinc ion transmembrane transporter activity
Source: RefSeq, a predicted model, not a curated record